Abrus precatorius (Indian licorice) is the source of this 3602-nucleotide messenger RNA. Its product is annotated as receptor protein kinase TMK1-like. Gene Ontology annotation, biological process: protein phosphorylation. Lineage: Eukaryota; Viridiplantae; Streptophyta; Magnoliopsida; Fabales; Fabaceae. Gene Ontology annotation, molecular function: protein kinase activity; ATP binding. The record is from RefSeq and is a predicted model, not a curated record. The coding region runs from base 440 to 3232 and encodes 930 amino acids. The transcript has 2 exons.
AUCCAAUGAAAGCGCUGUUUUUAAUUCGCUCGUAACUAUUUACUACACUCAAAGGUGAAAGAAAGCAUUACCUGUUAUGUUAGUCUGUUUCAUUCAUAUGCAUUACAACCCAUCCAUUUCAAAGCAAGUGGGUCCCACACGCUGUUCAUUCAUGUUCAUGUUAACCAACCCAACGUUUCACUCUCUCUGUGCCUUCUCUUCUCCCUCUUUCUCCGCCGUGUAAUUAUAUUCCAAUUCUUUCCUAAAAGAAAAUUCUUUUAUUUUAUUCCAAAAAGAAAAUUCCCUUUUUUUGCUCUCUUCCCUUUUGGGGAAUCCUUAUCAAGUGCACAAUGCUAUGUGAGUGAGUGAUCACAAAAAAAACAAGAAAACAAACUUUGUUGUGUUUUCUUCUUUUUAUUCUCCAUUCUGCUCAAACCUUCACCACCCUUUUGUGUUUUCUAUGAGAGUAAUGAUGAAAACCCAUCUGGGUAUUGCUCUUUGCCUUGUGAUGUUUCAGUGUGCAUGGUCUCAGGAUGAUGGUGUUGUCAUGAACAUGCUCAAGAAGGGGAUCAAAGCUCCCAGUGAUCUUCAAUGGACAGACCCAGAUGUGUGUAAAUGGGAACAUGUUCAGUGCAAUUCAAUGAAGAGGGUCAUUGCAAUUCAAAUUGGGAUGUUGAGCCUUGAAGGUUCUUUGCCAAAGGAACUGGUGCAACUCUCAGAAUUGACGCGUUUUGAGUGCAUGAAAAAUGGCCUAACAGGGCCAUUCCCUUACAUGCCAAAGUCCUUGCAGAGGCUUAUCAUCCAUGACAACAAUUUCAGCUCCAUACCAAGUGAUUUCUUCUCCACAAUGACAAAUUUGCAAGAGGUGAGAAUUGACUACAACCCUUUCCCUCAGUGGGAGGUUCCUGCUAGCCUCAAGGACUGUGUGGCCCUUCAGAUUUUCUCUGCAAUUAGUACUGGUCUUGUUGGGACAAUCCCAGAUUUUUUGGGCAAAGAUGGUCCCUUUCCAGGUUUAGUUUUCUUGGGCUUGUGUUUUAAUUUUCUUGAAGGUGGCUUGCCUGCAACCUUUUCUGGAAGUUCCAUAGAGAACCUUUUGGUGAAUGGUCAGAAAAGUAACAAUAAACUCAAUGGUACUCUUGCUGUGUUACAGAACAUGACAUCUUUGAAGCAAAUUUGGGCACAUGGUAACUCAUUCACGGGUCCUAUACCCGACUUGUCGAGCCAUGACCAACUGUUUGAUGUGAGUUUGAGGGAUAACCAAUUGACUGGGGUUGUUCCACCCUCCCUCAUUUCUCUUCCUGCUCUUACUGUUGUCAAUUUGACAAAUAACUAUCUUCAAGGGUCCCCUCCCAAGUUCAAAGAUGGGGUGAGAGUUGAUGAUGAUUUGGAGAGGGGGAUCAAUAGGUUUUGCACAAAGGUGGCUGGCCAGCCAUGUAGUCCCCUUGUGGAUGCUUUACUUUCUGUUGUUGAACCUUUGGGUUACCCUUUACAUCUUGCUGAUAGUUGGCAGGGUAAUGACCCUUGUGCUAAACAAUGGAUUGGGAUUGUUUGCGCAGGUGGUAACAUUUCAAUUGUUAACUUUCAGAACAUGGGUCUAUCUGGCAAAAUUUCCCCCAGUUUCGCAAGGCUUACAUCUGUCACAAAGUUGCUUCUUGCUAACAAUGGCCUUACUGGUACCGUACCAAGUGAACUCACUAGCAUGCCUCUUUUGAAAGAGCUAGAUGUUUCCAAUAAUAAAUUGUAUGGUAAGGUACCGUCUUUCCGUGGAGAUGUGGUUCUCAAAACUGGUGGCAAUCCUGAUAUAGGAAAGGAUGAACCUCGAGCCCCACCUGGCUCAGAUUCUGGGGGUGGUUCUAGAGGUGAAAGUAAGAAACAUAGAACUGGAGCAAUUGUUGGCACUGUGGUGGGGAGUGUCAGUUUACUUGGUAUAGGGGCCCUGGUGUUUAUUUAUGGUAGAAAACAUAAGCGUGGUGGAAAAGUCCAAAGUCCUAAUACAAUAGUUGUGCAUCCUCGCCAUUCUGGAGAUGGAAAUGCUGUGAAGAUAAGUGUUGCGACUGCAGGUUCUGGUGUUGGUGGUGGUGGAGAUGGAACCGGUGCGUUUAGUCCAACAACAAGUAGUGUUCAUCAUGUGGAAGCUGGUAAUAUGGUGAUUUCAAUUCAAGUUUUGAGAGAAGUCACAAACAAUUUUAGUGAAGGAAACGUGUUGGGGAGGGGUGGUUUUGGCACUGUGUACCAAGGAGAAUUGCAUGAUGGAACAAAGAUUGCAGUGAAAAGGAUGGAAUCAGGAUUGGCCGGUGAGAAGGGGCUGAGUGAGUUCAAAUCUGAAAUUGCAGUACUUACUAAGGUUAGACACAGGCAUUUGGUUGCACUUCUUGGCCACUGCUUGGAUGGAAAUGAGAGGCUUCUCGUGUAUGAAUUCAUGCCUCAAGGUCCUCUUAGUAAACAUUUGUUUGACUGGAAGGAGGAAGGGGUACAACCACUGGAAUGGAAGAGAAGGCUUUCCAUUGCAUUGGAUGUUGCUAGAGGUGUUGAAUAUCUCCAUGGUUUGGCACAACAAAUUUUUAUCCACAGGGAUCUGAAGCCAUCAAACAUCUUGCUUGAUGAUGAUAUGCACGCUAAAGUUUCAGACUUUGGAUUGGUUCGGCUCGCUCCGGAAGGACAAGCCUCGUUCGAGACCAGACUUGCUGGAACAUUUGGAUAUUUGGCACCAGAGUAUGCAGUGACCGGACGAGUUACUACAAAGGUUGAUGUGUACAGCUACGGCGUGAUUCUUAUGGAGAUGAUAACAGGAAGAAGAGCAAUUGACAACAGCCAACCAGAAGAGAAUAUCCACCUUGUGACAUGGUUCCGCAGGAUGCUACUGAACAAAGACUCAUUUGGAAAGCUCAUUGACCCCACAAUUGAUGUUGGAGAUGAAGCCUUACCGAGCCUUAGGACUGUGGCAGAGUUGGCUGGCCACUGUUGUGCUAGGGAGCCUUACCAGAGGCCUGACAUGGGUCAUGUGGUGAAUGUGUUGGCACCACUUGUUGAGAUUUGGAAGCCUUCAGAACCAGAUGGUGAUGAUUUAUAUGGCAUUGACUUGGAUAUGACUUUGCCUCAAGCACUAAGUAAGUGGCAGGCUAUUGAAGGAAAGGGCACCUUUGAUAUAUCAUCCUCUUCAUCAAUGCUUACUAGUGGAGAUAAUACACAGUCUAGCAUACCAACUAGGCCUUCUGGAUUUGCUGAUUCCUUUACUUCUUCUGACGGAAGAUGAAGUUUUGAUAGGCACAUACAUCAAUUCUUGUGUUUAUGCUUGGACCUGUUUUUGGUUUGUUUAUGUGUAUCUAAUUGCCCAUAUGUUACACCCUCUACAUCUCAAAACUUCCCUUGAGUAUCAUGGUCUUUUUUGUUUAUUGGAUUUUGUUUCUAAAUUUACUGUCAUUGUAGAGAUUCUGGGUUGCAAGAGGACUACAGAACAAAUAGUUGAACUUUCAGAUUUUCAUUAUUUAACUAGCCUUCAUUCUAAUGAGCAUGAAAAACAGGAUUUAGUUAUCCAUUUCAUGAUCAAAUAUAUUGCUAUAUGCUGUAAAUUAUUAGUUUUCUUCUACCCAAAUCCUUAUUUUCAGAUAAUGAACAUUCUCAUU